AUGUCCCGCCCAACACAAGAAGAUUGGGAGAGAAUCCGGCGUCGUAUAAGCAAUCUCGACGCAACUCGCCAGGCACUUAUCGAGGAACGUAACUCUUUCACUGUAUUCCUUUGGCAAAUACGUCACACGCGUCUUCGAUCCUACGCAUUGGAAGAUAUUAUAAUGAAUAUGAGAGCUGAAAAAGAAAAUCGUAUCGCAGAAGUACGCAAACAAAUUCGCCAAGCUCGCAUGAUUGAGGAUAUUUACCGUAUGAUUGAAGAGGCCUGUCGCACCAUCGAUGAGUUGUCCGCAAUAUUGAACUCGUUCGAUAUUACUACUACAGAGGAAAAUAAAACUUCCAUGUCUUGA
Messenger RNA from Caenorhabditis remanei, 348 nucleotides. RefSeq lists its product as uncharacterized. The record is from RefSeq and is a predicted model, not a curated record. Bases 1 to 348 code for a protein of 115 amino acids. The transcript has 5 exons. NCBI's taxonomy places the organism in Eukaryota, Metazoa, Nematoda, Chromadorea, Rhabditida, Rhabditidae.